AUCACUUUACAGGGAUGGAUCCAGCUGGAGAGCUUUUACGCGGCGCAUUUCCCGGAGCGUCUCCUCAGAUACAGAAAAAAUAAGCGGUCUCUGUUCUGAGUGAACAAUGAAGUACGGACUGGUUGUGCUCUCGGCUGGCUUUACUGGUUUACUCAGCUUCGCAUUCCUUGCUGUGGCCAUCGGAACUGAUUACUGGUACAUUAUCGAUGUAAAUAAGCCCAACCACACGGGGCCAAAUGACCUGAGUUCACACUCUGGAUUGUGGAGAAUCAUUGAAGGUGCAAAUAGGAGUUCAGUCAUCCCCUCUUUUACAGCAAAUAUGUCCAGCCUGUCAGAGACUGAAAGGCACCUUCUCAACUUGCACAAGGUAGUGGUCAUCUUGCUGCCUCUCAGCCUGGUACUGCUGGUGUUCGGAUGGAUCUUCGGACUGGUCAGCUCAUUGGCCUGCAGUCCCAGGCUGCUGGCUGCAUCGGCUUCCUAUGUUUUCCUCUGCAGUGUUUUCACGCUGUCAGGGGUCAGCAUCUACAUCAAAUACUCUAAUAAGGCCAUGGAGGAGUUCCAACGGAUUGUCCCCCCUGAAAAUCUUGUCUUUGUGCACGUCUCCUUUGGCUGGUCGUUAGCCUUGGCAUGGCUCUCCUACAGCCUGGAGGUAGCAACAGGUCUGCUGCUGUUGCUGGCUGCCAGGAUAACUCAAAUAAAAGGGCAUUAUGAUUCUGGGGUUGCCAUAGCUAUGUUGUAGUGAAACUAUACACUCAUAUUUUUUAGGGUAGUUUUUUUAGCUGUUGUUGUUUUGUUUCUUAAUAGCUUACCAGCUUGUAAGAAACCAAAACAUCAAGAGCCAAAAACCACAGAAUGUACUGAAGGUAACUUUCAUAGGCACGCACAGAAGCUGACAUUAAAUCACAUUACUGAACUGCUUUCAUUUUUUCAAAAUUAAAAUGUGUCUAUACUGAGUCUGCUUAACAUUGUGUUUAUAAAAACAGGAAGAAAAAAAUAUUAGAUAUUUGUUCUUGAAUGUAUUUAUGCUGUAGCUUUCAGCCUGGUUGCCACUUAAUUGAAUGUUGUAUUUUUCUUAAGAGUUAUAUAAGUUUCAGGAGGUCAAACAGGUCAAGAGUCAAAACCAGAAGAUGUAGUGCAAGCUGGCUCUAGCAGAUGCACAAACAAGUUAACAUUAAAUUACUUUUCUUGGCCACUUGUAUUUUCUUUCUGUCAACUGACUUUGCCUAAAGUGAUGUUCUGAGUGGCUGUGUAAAAUGGAAAAGGCAACCUAGCCAUGCUGAUUAUUGCAGAGUAGCAUUAUUUUUUCCAUGUUUGUUCAAAUCUUCCACUCCUUGGAAGAUUCAUUGCUGUUCCAUCUUUUCUCCCACUGUGGAUAAUCAGCUUCACUGUAGUUUAAUUGAGCCCCAAAGCCUUAGAAAUGGCUUUGUAACCCUUUAAGAAGCUUUGAGUUUUAAGAUGCCUAUUUGCCCAUUUCACAUUGCCUGAAUUU
This is a messenger RNA of Gambusia affinis (western mosquitofish), 1489 nucleotides long. Its product is annotated as transmembrane protein 235. NCBI's taxonomy places the organism in Eukaryota, Metazoa, Chordata, Actinopteri, Cyprinodontiformes, Poeciliidae. Bases 107 to 739 code for a protein of 210 amino acids. The transcript is spliced from 4 exons. Gene Ontology annotation, cellular component: apical plasma membrane. The record is from RefSeq and is a predicted model, not a curated record.